Messenger RNA from Acanthosepion pharaonis, 900 nucleotides. NCBI's taxonomy places the organism in Eukaryota, Metazoa, Mollusca, Cephalopoda, Sepiida, Sepiidae. The record is from the annotation of a GenBank genome assembly.
AUGGUUGACAAGGAAAAUUGGUUGGCAAACAAGGCUUCCUAUAAAUGUCAUUCCAUACCUUUGAUCGCCACACUUUCGUUUAUCUAUCUAUCUAUCUAUCUAUCUAUCUAUCUAUCUAUUCCAGGCUUUUCAUAUCUAUGCAUCUAUAAAUAUAUUCAUAUAUAUCUGAGACUUUCAUGUCUAUUUCAUCCUUUCAUAUCUAUUUAUGUAUCUAUCUAUAAAUAUAUUCAUAUCUAUCUGAGCCUUUCAUAUCUAUCUCAGUCCUUUCAUAUCUAUCUAUGCAUCUUAGAUUUUUCAUAUCUAUUUAUCCACGAAGAACGUCACUCUAUUGUCCCUUUCUCUUUUCAUUCACGAGGACUUCCUGUCUAUCUAUCUAUCUAUCUAUCUAUCUAUCUAUCUAUCUAUCUAUCUAUAUAUAUAUAUAUAUAUAUAUAUAUAUCGUGCACAUCUUUCGCUUUUUCGCUAUCUUUAUCUCUCACUGUUUCUCUUUAUACCCGUUCUUGCUUUUUGUUCCUCUCUUUUACUCUCUUUUUUCACCUUCUUUCUUUCUUUCUUUCUUUCUUUCUACGUUCAUUAUUACUUCUCCCUCUUUCUCCUUUUUCUAACUGCCUCUUUCUCUCUUUUUUCUUCAUAUUUCUUUCUCUUUUUCUCUGUGUGUGUCCUUUUUUUUUCUUUCUUUGUAUGUCGUUCUUUUGUUCGUACUUCUUUACUUUUUCUCUCUUUUUCUCCCUCUCCCUCUAUUCUUUUCUCUUUCUUUUGCAUUUUUUAUUAGGUUUCUUGCACUCUCUCUUUUCCUCACUCUUUUCUCUCACUUUUGUACUCCUCCUGUCUCUGUUUUCUGUCUGUCUGUCACCCCCACUCUCUCUUUACCUCUCUCUCUCUUAUUUGGGAAUUUUUUAA